Molecule: messenger RNA, 3409 nt
Organism: Prunus persica (peach)
Lineage: Eukaryota; Viridiplantae; Streptophyta; Magnoliopsida; Rosales; Rosaceae
Exons: 7
Coding region: 104-2062 (652 amino acids)
Biological process (GO): regulation of DNA-templated transcription
Molecular function (GO): DNA binding
Source: RefSeq, a predicted model, not a curated record
UACAAUUGGUGGCCUAUAAUUACAACUCACUCUGAUGCCUUAGAUUUCUCACUUUAGUCUCCUUCUUUCUGGGGCUCUCGCAGAGCUUUCUUCCAUUUCUGCCAUGGCUGCCACCACUGGAUCUUCUUCAAGCUCUGCCGCUGCUGCUGAUGACCCAGCUCUUGCUCUGCCUUCUGUCCUCAAUGUGAAAUUGGAUCCUACCAAUUACCCCAUUUGGCUGGCGCAGAUCGUUCCUCUGCUCAGGAGCCGCCGCCUGAUCUCUUUCGUCGACGGCACCAGCAUUUGUCCGCCUGCGUUUCUUCUCGGCCCCGACGGAAAACCCAGUAACGCGAUCAAUCCAGCUUAUGAAGACUGGAUUCAGAUGGACCAGUUGGUGCUUUCUUGGAUCAAUGGCUCCCUCAGCCACCCUGUCCUUGCUACUGUGGCUAGUUCUAUCUCCGCCCGUGCUACCUGGCUUGCUUUGGCGGCUCUGCUUUCGACUCCGGUCCCGGUUUCUGAUCAUGGCACCGCUGCCAUGGUAGGUUCUGGUGGGUGUGGCUCAGGAGGAGGAGAGAUGAGCAGCAGCAGCACAACAGGUGAAGGAGAUUCAAAGCAGAUGGACCUGCCCGGGUAUAAGUUCUCUCCCACCGAAGAGGAACUGGUUGGCUUCUACUUGAAGAAGACGAUAGAGGGCAAGGACGCAAAAUUCAGGGACAGGAUCCCUGUAAUCGAUGUCUGCAACCACAAGCCUAGUGAUCUGCCUGAGUACUUCUUCAGCAAACCUAAUUACAUGAACACCAACAGCAAUCGCCGCAGUAGGACAACAGAUGAGGGCUUUUAUAAAAGCACAGGCAAGGUUCGUGAGAUCAAGGCUGAACAAUCCCAAGCUGUGAUUGGUAAUAAGAGGAUUUUGUCUUACUACGAAGGUCGUUUGCCCAAAGCCAAGAAGACCAAGCAUGUCAUGCAUGAGUAUUCUCUCACCAAGACUAAACUGGCCCAACUGGGUGCUCAAAACAAUCAGCAGAGGGAGUUAUUUCUCUGCCACCUGACGAAUAAGUCAGCAAAAUCUGAGAAGCUGAAAGAUGAUUCAAUCUGCGGCGAUGAAUUAGCUGAACCUGCUAUUGGUAGUGAAAUCUCCUAUAACUCUGAAGAUGAUCAAGCUGCUGCAACUGAUAUGAUUCAAGGCCCAGAUGAGCAUCUCGCAGACAAAGAUGUUCUGGUUGGCACUGAGAAUCGUAAUGAAUGCGCCGAGUCAGAGUCUCCAAAUGGUUUUUCUCCUACAGACAAUAAUGAUAUUUCAACCUGUGUAUGUUUUGGUUCACCUGGUAGCUUUGACGUACCUGGUGGCUUCUUCUUGUCUGAUUUUGAUGAUCUGUUUAACGAGCCGUCCUGUGCUGAUCUUGGAGAAAAUAUGGAUUCAACCUUUAUUUCACCUGAGCAGCUAGCAGCCACAUCAGCCACCACACCCACCUCAGCCACAUCAUUUGGUGGCUUUGGUGUUGGUUCACCUGAUGGCUUCUUGUUGUCUGAUUUCGAUGAUGGCUUCUUGUUAUCUGAUUUCGAUGUUCUGUUUAAAGAGCCGUUCUGUGCUGAUCAGCCAGAUCAGCCACCACACCCACCUCACCCGCAUCAGCCAUCACCCGCACCUCACCCACAUCAGCCACCAUCCGCACCUCAGUCACAUCAGCCACCACCCCCAUCUCAGCCACAAAAUUACUGCUCCUCCACACUGCCGUCAGCAUUAUGCACCAAGCAGAGAAAUGUUCCCGGUCUCUAUAAUGAUGAUUGCAGUAAGCAGCUAUCUCCAACUGGGAAUAAUAUUUCAACGAAUUAUCACUAUGAACCGGUUAGCAACACCGCUUAUGGUGUUCAAAAUGGGGCUACUGAUGAAAGGUUUUCAGAGGUUUAUAAAACUUCAACCAACGAUCACAAUGAAUCAGUUAGUUCAGAGGCUUACUUUCAGCAAGAAGAAAAUCUGGGAUCAAUCUUUCAUCCAAUUUGGCCACAGGAUUACACCCCGCUGUCACCAAUGAACACAGAACUGGGAGAUGUUAUGCAUGCCAGUAACUAUAUUGGCAUGUAGUGAUGAGUCGCAGUCUCCAGAUAAUCUGGAGUUUACGAUUCUUUUCCCACAGUUCUUGAAUGAUUUCAUUGGUGACCCGGAUUAUUAUCCUGUUAAGAAACAACAUACACUACUUUCAGUGACUCUACUCUACCGGAGCCAUGGGGAGGAGUCUAUGAUAGCGAUAGUGGAGUAAGAAGUGAAAGGAACACUGAAUUACUCCAUGGAUGGGUAGAAGUUUUAUUCUGCAUUAGCUGCUGCAACAUAGAUAGUGCAACAUUUUAGUUAUAGGGGAGCAUCAGUAAACCACAAGAGGUCUUGGAAGGGUAGCACAUCAACAAACAAAUUAGAUUCUUUUAUUAAAAGCAGUACUUUGGAGACCACGUGUGAUGUAGAACAGCUUAGAUUAAGCACUCAAACAAUAGAACAUUAGAACAAGAAGAAUAUCGGACAAAAACACAGCUUAGAUUAAGCACUCAAACAAUAGAGCAUAGAAGAUUAUAAGAGAUCAAGGAGAUGAAAAUAUAGAUCGAAGUUACGAAAGAAAGAAAGGGCAGAACAGUCAAGAAGAAUAUUGGAGGUCGAGGAGACGAAAAUAUAGAUCGAAGGGACAAAAGAAAUGACCGAAAUCAGAGAACCAAAAGGGAAGGACAGAAAUCACAUAGUUUUAAGAGAAGGUUUACUCAAUAUCCAAAUCUCUCCUGUCAACAGAAGCACAAAUAUUCCUCAAAGCAGUUCUCUUCAAAUAGUGUACUCUCUUAAUAAUAGCACACUCAAUACCAAGCAGCAUCCAUUCAUGUCCUCACACGUAGGAGGUGCUCCGAGAAGAAUCCGACUGCAAAGCUGUAUCACAAGACAAGGUUAGGGAAGCUGCAGAGUAUUGUAUUGCUCUCUUCACCUGAAAACCAAGUCCUGGAAGUAUACAGUUCGAAGCAGGUGACAUAGGGUUCUUUUGAUGUUAAUGGAAGCACCUCCUUGAAACCAUUAAGCAAGUCCCGGAUGGGGCAUGCUCAGGCUUUUACUCAGGCUUAUACUCAGGAUCAGGCUCAGGCUCAGGCUCAGGCCUUCGUUCCACAUUCUAUUGUUCUGGAAGUGGCAUUAUACAGGAUCUGCUUCUACAUGGCUGCUGGAGUCUCAAUAUAUAAUACAGUGACCAGACGCUAAUGUGACGUUAUGGUUAUUGGUAUCCUUGUAAAUGUUGUUGAUUUUGUUUUUGUAAUUGGCCUAUGUCAAAUGCUGCGGUCCUGUGCAGCAUUCCUGCGGCCCUUGUGCACUGCGUCUUUGUCAAUUUUGUAUAUUAAGAACCUUUCAGUGUUGAAUGGAAUUUUGUGUGUUAUUAUAUAUUAACAUGUUCUGAUUUCAUAUUUC